UUUUAUUAAACGCAAAACCAGGUAAAAUUACUUAGAGUACAAAAAAACGGUAAAUUAAUUAUAAAUACAGAAGAUAUUUUGUAAAUUCAAAACCUAAAAUCCCUCCUCAACAAGCAAAGUGGACUCACCCUAUCAGUCGUGUUCGCGAGGGUGCAUACUGCGCAAAAAGACACAUAGGACUGCGUGUUGCCCAGCAACUAAAUUAUUAAAUAUCUAUAGCCAGAAACAACUGUUUUGUAUUUCAGUAAAUAGCUUUGUAAUGUUAAAGGUUGAAUGAUACCAAUACGUUUCCACUGAUGAACAUUUUGUAGCACACGUUUCUGCUUCGAACAACACUAGAGAUUAAAUAGCAUUUGUUCUUUCAUCACGUGUGCUGAAUUGAGAAUGAGUCAUCCAUCUAAAAGAGGCAGACAAAGUGUCACGUCUGCUUCCAGUAAAAAAAUUGCAGACAAAAACUGUAUCGCAGUGAACUCCUGUAACUGCUCACGUUCAGUCCCUGAUGUUAUCGAUUGGGAUGAGAGUCAUAAGUACAAGAUGAAACGACUAAGGACUCGCAAAGAAAGAAACCAAGUCAGGGGCAGCGGGGCAGAAGCGUCAAAUAGAAAAUCACACCAUCAUCACCAGCACCACCGAAAUCACAUAUCCAGCAAAGAUAAGCAACAAUCCAAUAGCUGCGGCAAGACUAUCGCUCAUUGUCCUCAGAGAAAAGAGGCAAGAUUUGUACGCCUCUUUCCUUCUGCACAAGAGCCCAGUGUUAUCACGACCAACCGACUUAUAGGCCAUCAGGGCCUGUUCAACCAUGAGGUGAAGUCUAUUGACAUCGAGCGCUUGUUGAGUGAGCAAAGGAAGCAGGGAAGGCAAAGGCAGCCAGGGCUACAAGAAAAUAACCUGGAUGCUAUUUGUCCGGUGCCAAAUUCCCCCCCAUCAUCUCCUUGCUCUAGCAGUGAAGCUCAAUUGGCCAACUCGAGUGAAGGUGUGUUAAUUGCAAGGGAUUCAGUUGUGGCUCUUCAUCAGGAGAAAACCAGUGUGGACUGUCAUUCCAAUACAUAUGGGUCAGAUAUCACACCAGGACAGAGAUCACAAAUACCUGGUAUUUCAGCUGAAAAAGAAAACCAACCACCCACAAGCAGCCAAAGUUAUUCAUUAAAACAUAAAAGUAAGACGAACAAAGCUGUCAUGUCCAUUAUGGAGAGGGAGACUUCCCCUACACGGGUCAAAGGAAAUGUGAGGCCUGAACUUGAGAAGGUAAACACACAAGUGAAGGCCCCCACUGCAAAGAACCAAACGCUAGCGUGGAAACGUAGUCCCGACUCCCCACACCAGCUCUGGCACAACGCCAUCAGUGUGGUAGCUGGCCGUUUGUGUCAUUCACUAAAGCUACAACUGCCAAGAAGAAGAGACGUGCUAGCAGAAAGCAGAGAAGUGCUGUUGCUCGCCAUUCAGGAGAGGCAUGGCCCCCUGUUCCAAGAGCAUCUGCUUGGGGUGCAGCGAAGGCUCAGUUUUGGUAACCAUACUGUCCAGGGUCCGGAGGCGAUACCACCCACCACAAAAUCAGAUGAAUCCUUUACUGCCAUCCAAGGAAAGACAUUUGAUCAGUCAUGUUUUGAGACCCAUAAAAAGGCCUUUGGCAAAAGCAGCAGUAAGCAGAACCAUUCCAACUGGAAAUCACCACCACAGACACACCAGGAUGUGGAAUGGAUGAGCAGUCCUAGCGUGGAUAGAGUGGAAGUCAGAAAUGAUUUGGAUGAGUUUCUGAAACCUGGUACCUGCUCUUGGUCUGGCUUGGGUUUGGGACCUUCUGCAUCAUCACCAACCCGCCACUACUUGUCUUUUUCUCCCGUGUCACAAUGGGCGAGGGUGGACCCAUCCAUGCCUCAGGCCUGGGACAAGAUAUUGAAUAGGGCAAGAAUGAGAGACUCCUCUGUUAUGGGCCGUGAUGAAGGCUACUCGAUGAACCGGGCUACAGCGGUGCGUCAUGAAAGCAGUGGACCUCCAGAGGCCAACAGAGAUCCUGGCAGGCACCCCUUCCUUCGUUACCUGCCAGGGCAGCCGUGUGGACAUUCUGCCGACCCCUGGCUCCACCCUGGGGAGAGAGCCGCAGCCGAAAUUGGCCUGAGCUCUCUUGCCACUUCAACGUCUGCACAGUAUUCCCGGAAGGAGGAUUAUGGGCACCCUUUCUACCAUUUAAAUCAUCGUCCGACCAACCCUUUUCCCAAGCCCUACCAUGCUGACAUGGUGCAUUACCUCCCAUCUGCACUGCUGGACAGAGGACCGUCCCCCCCCCCGGCUUCUUUCAACAGCCCUGAGCGAUGGUGCUUCCCCCCAAUGAGGUUGUAUUGAUAAUAUUAGAAUUGAAGACUGUUGAAGAUUGUUUUGCACACUUAAAGGAGUAUGUGAGUUAUAUUUGAGCAAUAAGCAUUGGAAUGUGAUCACUGCCACAUAUGUGCUGUUACUUUGUGUACAUGAAAAGUAUUAAAUGUGGCGGUUGAAUGUUUAUUUAAAAACUACUGUUGAACCUCUUCUGUAACAUUCCCAAAGGAAAAAGAAAAACAGGAUUAUGUAUAAUUUUCAUUAUUAUUCAUUAUAAAACACAUCUGGAUACAAUGUGGAUAACUAAUUUUAGAAUAGUAAAUGUUAACGCCUUGAAGAACACACAGGAUUGUUGUUCACAUUCCUAUAAUGGCCUGUACAGAUGAUUAACCGUUUAACAACAUUGCUUUCGAAAGAUUCAAUCAAACAAGUAAUAGGUAAGACAGUGGAGUAUAUUUCUGUUAAUUUCUUGCCAAGCCUGUUUUUCUGUUAUUACCUUUUUCACUUAUCUCUUUCAUUUCUAACAUUAUUUAAGCAAAAGAAAAACGAUAACGUGACUCAAAUUUGUUUACAAACCCUAUUGGAAAUAAAUGCAAAUAAAAAUGUAACAAUGUAAUCUGAAAUAUAAUUGAUCAAUUGCAGAUAAUUAAAAAUUAUGGCAAGUUAUAGAUUUCAGCGGUAUAAUUGACAGAAGAGGCUGUUCGAUCGCCUUCUUCCGUCUCAGAGCUUUGGUUUUCACCUGCUUCCUCCUCAUCCUCCAUUCUACUUCCUG
Molecule: messenger RNA, 3082 nt
Organism: Gadus chalcogrammus (walleye pollock)
Lineage: Eukaryota; Metazoa; Chordata; Actinopteri; Gadiformes; Gadidae
Exons: 4
Coding region: 385-2340 (651 amino acids)
Source: RefSeq, a predicted model, not a curated record